Molecule: messenger RNA, 684 nt
Organism: Colletotrichum truncatum
Lineage: Eukaryota; Fungi; Ascomycota; Sordariomycetes; Glomerellales; Glomerellaceae
Source: RefSeq, a predicted model, not a curated record
AUGGAAAUUCUCAAACCGAAAUCAUCCACCUCUAAGCUGCAGUCUGCAUCAGAUGGACCCCUCGUCUGGAUCGAUUGUGAAAUGACCGGUCUGGAUCCAGACAAAGAGGAAAUUAUUGAAAUCUUCUGCAUCAUCACCAGCGGCAACCUUGAAGUCGUUGAUCCCCAAGGCUGGGGAUGCGUGGUUCACCAGUCAGAGGAGCGAAUGGCGCAGAUGGAUGAGUGGUGCACUAGGACGCACAGAGACAGCGGCCUGACCGCGGCUGUUAUCAAGUCGACGACGACCCCGGAGCAGGCGGCGGAUGAGCUGCUGGCAUACAUCAAGCGAUUCAUCCCCGAACGGAAGAUUGCACUGCUAGCUGGUAACAGCGUACACGCGGAUCGGUCAUUUCUGAACAAGCCGCCUUACCGGAAGGUCGUCGACCAUCUUCAUCACCGUAUCCUGGAUGUCAGCACUAUUAAAGAAGCAGCAAGACGAUGGGGUCCGCCACAGAUUCUCGACAACGCCCCUAUCAAGCAAGGGCUGCAUCAGGCAAAAGAGGAUAUUCUAGAGAGCAUUGCUGAGGCCAAAUACUACAGGGAGGCGAUAUUUGGGUUGACAUGGAAACAAGGCGGCAGCAGUGCUCAGGAAACGCCGUUGACUGAGAGAGAUGAAGAAGAAGCUUGGGCAGAUAACUUGCUAUAG